Messenger RNA from Sinocyclocheilus anshuiensis, 604 nucleotides. RefSeq names its product small nuclear ribonucleoprotein G. Gene Ontology annotation, biological process: spliceosomal snRNP assembly; mRNA splicing, via spliceosome. Bases 133 to 363 code for a protein of 76 amino acids. Gene Ontology annotation, molecular function: RNA binding. The record is from RefSeq and is a predicted model, not a curated record. Gene Ontology annotation, cellular component: U5 snRNP; P granule; U2-type prespliceosome. The transcript has 4 exons. NCBI's taxonomy places the organism in Eukaryota, Metazoa, Chordata, Actinopteri, Cypriniformes, Cyprinidae.
CACGCGGUGACUGGUACAGAAAAUCCCGCGACCUAGUGCCUAGUACAGCACUUCCGCCACUGUUCAUACAUUGUUUGAAACGUGUUUCAAACGUUUUUGUAUUACAAAACUAUUUGAUCUAACGAAAUAAACAUGAGCAAAGCACACCCGCCCGAGCUGAAAAAGUUUAUGGACAAGAAGCUUUCACUGAAACUCAAUGGUGGCCGUCAUGUUCAGGGCAUCUUGCGUGGAUUUGAUCCCUUCAUGAAUCUGGUCGUUGAUGACUCGAUAGAAAUGGCUCCUGGGGGACAAGUGAACAAUAUUGGGAUGGUGGUGAUCAGAGGAAACAGUAUAAUCAUGUUGGAGGCUCUCGAACGAGUAUGAGGAUGAUGCCCACUUUCUUUUCCUGCUUUUCUGUUUUUUUUUUUUUGUAUCCAGCAAAUGUCAAAAUUGACUUCUCAUGUCUGUUUACAACAAAGACUAAAUAUUAAAGCAGAAAUCAUUGAUUGUGUUGAACAAUAUUGUUUUGUAAACACCUUCCUUGUUUUUAUGUAUUUUCCUACGUCUAGAAAUUUGUGUACACCAUACAUACAACAUUUUUGUGAAUAAAUGGAAUGGAAGACUA